Molecule: messenger RNA, 2366 nt
Organism: Dentiscutata erythropus
Lineage: Eukaryota; Fungi; Glomeromycota; Glomeromycetes; Diversisporales; Gigasporaceae
Source: the annotation of a GenBank genome assembly
ACGAUUCAGUUCGCAAUGAUAAUUCCGAUGACAUCCAAAAUCCAAAGCCUACUAAUGGCAACGAUUCUGGUGAUAAUUCUAAGGAUGCGCAAAAUUCUGAUUCUCUAAUACUUGAUAAAGACAAACAUGAAGACCAUGAAAAAGCAGAAGCUCUCAUUAUCGUUGGAGAAUCAACCAUUCCUGAUAAAUGCAAAGAAACCAUCUCGAAUCAAAAAGACGAUUCAGUUCGCAAUGAUAAUUCCGAUGACAUCCAAAAUCCAAAGGCUACUAACGGCAACGAUUCUGGUGAUAAUUCUAAGGAUGCGCAAAAUUCUGUUUCUCUUAUAUUUGAUAAAGACAAACAUGAAGACUAUGUUAUCAUUGAAGAAUCAACCACUCCCGACAAAUGCAAAGAAACCAUCUCGAAUCAAAAAAAUGAUGGUUGUAUUGAAUUAAGCGAUUCAGUUCGCAAUGAUAGUUCUAACGAUACGCAAAAUUUAAACCUUACUCGUGGCAAUAAUGUAUUUAAUAUUGCGCAAAGUUCUGAUUCUCUUACAUUUGAUAAAGACAAACAUGAAGACUAUGUUAUCGUUGAAGAAUCUGCCACUCCCGACAAAUGCAAAGAAAUCGUCUCUAAACAAAAAGAUGACGAUUGUAUUGAAUCAAGCGAUUCAGUUCGCAAUGAUAAUUUUAAUGAUACGCAAAAUUUAAAAUUUACUAUUGGCAAUAAUGUAUUUAAUACUUCAAAGUCUACUAGUGAUAAAAAUUAUACUAAUGUCAAGCAGGAUCAAGGCUCUACUAUUGUCAACGGUGAUUUCAACAAUAGUUCAAAAAAUGUACAAAAUUCAACUUUUAAUACUAAGAACUCAAGGCCUACCAGUGACAGCGAUAAUCUUAACGAUAAAGAAGAUCAUGAUUAUAUAAAUACUACUCUUAGCAUCAAUGCCUUUAAUACCACGCAAACCUCAAGCACUAUUGUUAAGCAAGAUCAAGGUUCUACUAUUAUCAACGGAGGUAGUUUCCAAGAUACACAAAAUUCGACUUAUAAUACUAAGCAAACUUCAAGGUUUACUAGUAACAACGAUAAUCUUAACACCAAAGAAGAACAAGAUUCUAUUAAUUCAACUUUUGACAACAAUAUCUCUAAUACUACGCAAAAUUCAAGGUCUAUUAGUGAUAAUGAUAAUUCUAACUCCAAGCAAGUUCUUGGUUAUGCCAAUUUUGUAGAUUCAAAUCCUACUCCUAAUACUAAGCAAAACUUGAGAUCUACUAAUGACAGCAAUGAUCCUUACGCUAAGCAAGAUCAAGCUUCUAUUAUUACCAACAAUGAUUCAAACAAUAGUUUCAAACAAGAUUUAAGUUCUAUUCUUGACAACUAUGCUUCUAAUGAUAAACAAAAUUUAUGGUCUACUAGUGGCCACGAUAGUCUUAACGUCAGAAAAAUCAACGAUGAUUUGAAAGUAGAAAAAAUUAAAUCGAUUCGUUCAUCAAAAACUAUUAGCAUUUUAGUUGCUGUCAUUGCUAUUAUUUUUGGAUUUGCAUUUUACUAUGGACCAAUAUUUGAUAUGUCCCUUCCGCCUGUUGACUCGCCUAUAUUUAGAGACCUUAUAAAUACCACUAAUUUGCUUUCUGGACAACUCACUGAGCUUAAUAUACCAGCAUCCUCCGUGAUAAUGGGAUAUCGAGUAACAAGUAAAAAUCUCGCCGACAUUAUAAACCGGAAUAAAUUAUCUUCUAAAAAUUCUGAUAAGGUAGCACAAUACCUCAAUCAGCUUGGGGAUAAAAUAAGUAACUCUGGAGAGGCCAUCGAAAAAAUGUAUUCCACUGGUAAUCAUGCUCUUAAAGAAAUUUCAUCAGAACUGAGAUUCAUCAAUGACGAAAUUUCCCAGGAACAAGUUAUUACAAGGCAGGAUGCAGAAUACUUUGCUGAACGUUACGGAAAGAUUUUAAAUGCCAUCACAAAGUUACGAGAUGAAUUCCGAAUAACUUUAAAUGAACUUGAUGAUCUUUAUGAUUUAUAUAUUGGGACGCACCACCAACUUGCAAAUGGAAUGAAAGAUGUAGAACUUUUUUUUGACGAAGUUACACCAGAGUUGAAGAAGCUCUAUAAUAUAGAAAAAUUAAAACGAAAUCUCAGUUAUUUAAAACAGAUUAUGAAGAAAAUUCCUGACAUUCGGGAUCGUAUUAAUAAACUUUUAUUUGAGUUCAAUAAACAUCGAUUGGUAUUAAUUGGGUAUCGCAGUGAAUGGAAUAGAUUUCAGAGACGAAAACUAGUUUCUUUUGAAGAUACUGAGAGGAUAGAGGAAAUGAUUCAGAAAUUAACUUAUGUAAUUAAAAUCUUUGCAAAGAAAGAUUUAGAAACUACUGAAAAACGAAUUUACAUAUAA